CUGGUUGCUAUUGAAAAGCCUGAUGCCAUGCUGAUUCCUGAUCCUUAAGCCGCCUCUGAGGUCCCAUAUGGCUCCUCCAGUCUGGACUCUGGUGCUGCUGGUGGGGGCCGCCUGGGGCCAGGGCCACAUGCCUGCCCCUGUCCGGAAGGGGAAGCCUUCAGAAUGGAAGCCAGUUGCUCGCAACUCUAGGGAUAACUCUGUUCUCACUCAGUGUGACUUUGAGGAUAAUUCCAACCCCCUCUGUGAUUGGACCCAAGGGUCCACAGAUGACGGGGACUGGACUCGAGCCAGUGGACCAUCCCCCACCGGCAGUACAGGUCCCCCCGGGGACUACCCCAACGGAGAGGGCUACUACCUGCACAUGGCAUCAAGCACCUUCCACCGGGGCGGGGUGGCCCGCCUACGCAGCCCCCCCAUAUGGGAGCAAGGCCCCCUCUGCGUGCACUUCGCCUACCACCUGUUUGGGCUUUCGUGGGGCGCCGAGCUCAAACUACUGCUGCUCAGGGACACCAAGAAGAAGCGCCCCAGCCUGCUCUGGAAACACACUAACACCCAGAGCCCCUCCUGGAUUCCCACCGCUGUCACCGUGCCUAUGGGCCUUGCCCUGCCCAGUCAGGUGAUGUUUGAAGGAGUGAGGGGCAGCACGGCUUACCUGGACAUCGCUCUGGAUGCCAUCUCCAUCCAUAGGGGCUCCUGCAAUCGGAUCUGCAUGAUGCAAAUGUGCAGCUUUGACAUUCCAAAUGAUCUCUGUGGCUGGAGCUGGAUCCCGACAGCCUCUGGGGCCAAGUGGGUCCAGAAGAAGGGGUCGUCCGGGGUGCUGAAAGUGGGGCCCGAGGACGAUUUCUCUAGCCCUGGUGGUGGCUUCUACAUGCUCCUGGACCCCAAGAAUGCAAAACCGCGGCAGAAAUCUGUCCUCCUGAGCCCCCUGAGCCAGUCCUCUGGCUGUUUGAGCCUCUCCUUCCACUACAUCCUCUAUGGCCAGUCACCUGGUGCAGCCCUCACCGUCUAUGCUUCUGUCUUGGGCAGCAUCAGGAAACACACUCUCUUCUCAGGACAACCUGGACCCAACUGGCAGCCUGUCACUGUCAAUUACACAGCCCAGGGAGAAAUUCAGUUCACUGUGGUGGGUGUGUUUGGAGAGACCCCAGAGCCAGCUGUGGCAGUGGAUGCGAUCAGCAUUGCUCCCUGUGGGGAGAGCUUUCCUCAGUGUGACUUUGACGACGAUGCCCAUCCCUUCUGUGACUGGGCCCAGGCAUCAGGGGAUGGUGGACACUGGACCCGGGGAAGUAAAAAUAUGCACAUGCAGGGUACAGGCGCUUUUGGAGGUUCCCUUAAUGGAGAAGGUCGCUAUAUCUAUGUCGAGGCUGACAAGUUCUCUGAGGCAGGCCAGUCUUGCAGGCUGGUGAGCCGGCCCUUCUGUGCCCCGAGUGCGAUCUGUGUGGAGUUUGCUUACCACAUGUACGGCCUAGGAGAGGGCGCUAAACUCAGUCUCCUGCUGGAGAGUCCCGCAGGCAGUUUCCCGACUUCUCUCUGGCACCGCGUUGGGUCUCAGAGCCCCGACUGGCUGAACACCUCCGUCACUAUCCCUUCGGGGCAUCAACAGCCCAUGCAGCUGAUAUUGGAGGCCAUCAGAGGGACCAACACUGCCUUUGUUGUCGCCGUGGGUUUUAUCUUGAUCAAUCACGGGACUUGUAGAGGAACUAUGCCAACAGUGCUUCCUUCCAAAUCUCCAGUUCCCCCCACUGGCCCUUCUGAAACCCUUGUCUCCACAGAAAAACCUAGGACUCCCACAGAAAAACCUACAGUCCCCAAAGAAAAACCUAUGACCACCACAGAAAAACCCACUGUCCCCAGUGAAAUAUCCACUGUCCCCACAGAAAAACCCAUGGCCCCCACAGGAAUACCUAUGAACCUCCCCAAAAUAUCUAUUCCCCCCACAAAAAAAACUACGGCCCCCACAGAAAAACCCACUGUCCUCACAGAAAAAACCAUGGUUGUCACAGAAAAACCCAUUGUCCCCAGUGAAAUAUCCACUGUCCCCACAGAAAAACCCAUGGCCCCCACAGAAAAACCCAUGGCCCCCACAGAAAAACCCAUGACCCCCACAGAAAAACCUAUGACACCCCAAAUAAAACCUAUGGCCCUCACAGAAAAACCCAGUGUCACCACAGUAAAGCCCAUAGUCCCAACAGAAAAGCCCACUAUUCCCACUAAAAAACCCACUGUCCCCACUGAAGAGACCACUAUCCCCUCUGAAGAGACCAUUGUGCCCUCUAAAGAGACCACUGUCCUUCCCAAAGAGCCCACCGUCUCCACUGGAAAACCUACCAUCCCCACUAAAAAGUCCACUAUACCCCCUGAAAAGCCCAAUAUCUCCACAGAAAAGCCCACUGUCCACACAGAAAGACCUACUGUCCACACUGAAAGGACCACCAUCCACACUGAAAGGUCCACUGUCCCCACAGAAAAACCCACUAUGCCCACUGAAAGGCCCACCAUUCCCACAGAAAAAUCUAUCCUUCCCACAGAGAAACCCACCACCCCUACUGAAAAGACCACCAUCUCCACAGAAAAACCUACCCUUCCUAAAGAAAUACCCACCGUCCCCACUGAAAGGCCCACAGUGCCCACAGAAAAACCCACUGUCCCCACUGAAAGUUCCACCAUCCCCACAGAAAAAUCUACCCUUCCCACAGAAAAACCCACCAUCCACACAGAAAAACCUUCCCUUCCCACAGAGAAACCCACCACCCCUACUGAAAAGACCACCAUCCCCACAGAAAAACCUACCCUUCCUAAAGAAAAACCCACCAUCCCCACUGAAAGGCCCACAGUUCCUACAGAAAAACCCACUGUCUCCAUUGAAAGGCCCACCAUCCCCACAGAAAAACCUAUCCUUCCCACAGAAAAACCUACCCUUCCCACAGAAAAACCCACCCUUCCCACAGAAAAACCCACCAUCCCCACUGAAAGGUCUACAGUUCCCACAGAAAAACCCACUGUCCCCACUGAAAGGCCCACCAUCCCCACAGAAAAACCCACCAUCCACACAGAAAAACCUACACUUCCCACAGAAAAACCCACCAUCCUUACUGAAAGGCCUACCAUCCCCACUGAAAAACCCCCUGUCCCCACUGAAAGGCCUACCACCCCUACCGAAAAGACCACCAUCCCCGCAGAAAAAUCCACUGUCCUCACUGAAAAGACCACUGUCCCUACUGGAAGGCCUACCGUCCCCACAGAAAAAACCACCAUCCUUACUGAAAAACCCACUGUCCCUACAAAAAACCCCACCAUCCCCACAAAAAUAUCUACUUUUGCCACUGAAUGGCACACAGUUCCUACAAUACCCCAGCCCAGCCCAACACUUGUACCCAUCGGGCCAACAGUCUUGGUGAUGCCUUCCACUGCUCCAAGUACCUCCACGACCGCUACAACCCCUGGACGCACUCCAGCGAGGUGUCCCCCAAAUGCCCACUAUGAGCGCUGCACCUGCCCAGCAUCCUGUGAGAGACCCAAGCCCAACUGUGGGCCCCCCUGCAAACCUGGCUGUGUCUGCAAUUCUGGCUUCUUGUUUCGGGGAUCCCUCUGCAUCAAUGCCUCGUCCUGCAAUUGCUUCUAUAACAACAAUUACUAUAAGCCUGGGGCAGAGUGGUUCAGCUCCAACUGCACAGAACGUUGCCGCUGCAGGCCUGGCAGUCGGAUGGAGUGCCAGAUCUCUCAGUGUGGGACUCACACGGUGUGCCAGCUGAAGAACGGCCACUACGGAUGCCAACCCUACGCAGGCACCGCCACCUGCGCCGUCUACGGAGACCCGCACUAUCUCACCUUUGAUGGAAGACACUUCAACUUCAUGGGCAAAUGCACCUACGUCUUGGCCCAACCUUGUGGCAACUCGACAGAGCCAUUCUUCAGGGUGGCGGCAAAGAAUGCAGAUCGAGGACAGGAAGGCAUGUCCUGCCUGAGCAAAGUCUACGUGACCCUGCAUGAGAUCACCAUCACCCUGCUCAGGGACAGGCGCACGCUGGUUGGGGGGAAGCAAGUCUCUCUCCCAGCGGUACCUUCUAAAGGAAUCUUCCUGGCUUCAAGUGGGCGGUUUGUGGAGCUGCAGACGGCGUUUGGUUUGCGGGUGAGAUGGGAUGGCAACCAGCAGCUGUAUAUAAGUGUGCCCAGCACCUACUCUAGCAAACUCUGUGGCUUCUGUGGCAACUAUGACGGGGACGGUAGCAAUGACAACCAGAAGCCCGACGGCAGCCCAGCGCUGGACGAUGAGGAGCUGGGCAACAGCUGGCAGACGGCAGAGGACGAGGACAAGGAGUGCCAGAAGAACCCGACAGUUCCUCCCUCGUGCGAGUCAGGCUGGCAGAACAGUCUGUCGGGACUACAGUUCUGUGGACGGCUCUUGGACACCCGCGGAGCCUUUGAGGCAUGUCUGCCUCACCUCAAGGCCUCCUCGUUCUUCAAGAGCUGCACGUUUGACAUGUGUAAAUUCCAGGGGCUGCAGCCAGUGCUGUGUGCCCAUAUGGCAGCCUUGACUGAGAUCUGCCAGGAUGCUGGCUAUGCCGUGAAGCCUUGGAGGGGACCCCAAUUCUGCCCAAUGACCUGCCCACCCAACAGCACGUACACGCUGUGUGCCAGGGUGUGCCCCGCUACCUGCCAUUCUGGGUUCUCUGGCAUGGCCUGCCAGAACCGGUGUGUGGAGGGCUGUGAGUGCAACCCGGGCUUCGUCCUCAGCGGUCUCCAGUGUGUCCCCCACUCCCAGUGUGGGUGCCUCGAGCCCACAGUGGGCUACUUCAAGGUAGGGGAGCGGUGGUUCAAGCCAGGCUGCAGACAGCUCUGUACCUGUGAGAGCAACAAUAAAAUUCUCUGCACGCAGUGGAGGUGUCAGGCCCAGGAGGUCUGUCGUCAGCAGGAUGGCAUCUAUGGCUGCCAUGCCCUAGGGGCCGCCACCUGCACCGUCUCAGGGGACCCCCACUACCUGACGUUCGACGGAGCCUUGCACCACUUCACGGGCACCUGCAGCUACAUCCUGACCAGGCCUUGCCAAUCUAGGUCCCUAGAGAACUACUUCAUCGUGAGCGCCACCAAUGAGUUUCGCAGUGGGAACUUGGAGGCCUCUUAUGUCAGAUCCGUUCACCUGCACAUCUUCAACCUGAGAAUCUCGCUCAUCAAAGGCCACAAGGUCAUGCUGAAUGGUCGCCGAGUGGCCCUGCCUGUGUGGCCUGCACAAGGCCGGGUGAGCAUAAGGCCUAGCGGUUCCUUUAUCCUCCUCUACACGGACUUUGGGCUUCAAAUUCGCUACGAUGGGAAGCAUCUGGCCGAAGUGACAGUGCCCUCCUCCUAUGCUGGCCGGCUCUGCGGGCUGUGUGGCAACUACAACAACAAUAGCCUGGAUGACAAUCUGCUCCUGGACAAAAGGCCUGUGGCCAGCUCGGAUGGCCUGGGCGUCGCCUGGAAGUUCCCUGAUUACUCUGAAACAGGCUGCUUUGCUAAGGGUCCAAAGCCCUCCAGAUGCCAGGAGAACAGAGGGGCAAACAGCUGGGAAAAGAACUGUGAUGUCUUAAUGGACCCUCAGGGACCCUUCUCUCAGUGCCACGGGGUGGUGCCUCCCCAGUCCAGCUUCGCCAGCUGUGUGUAUGGCCAGUGUGGGACCAAGGGGGACACCCUGACCCUGUGCCGCUCCCUGCAGGCCUAUGCAUCCCUGUGUGCCCAUGCCGGUCGGGCCCCUUCCUGGCGGAAUGGCACCUUCUGCCCUCUGAAGUGCCCGUCCAGCAGCAGCUACAGCCCCUGUGCCAACCCCUGCCCAGCCACCUGCCUCAGCCUGACGGCCCCCAGAGACUGCCCAGCAGCACUGCCCUGUACGGAGGGCUGUGAGUGCCAGAAAGGUCACAUCCUGAGUGGAACCUCCUGUGUGUCCCUCAGCCAGUGCGGCUGCGUCGACCAGGAGGGCUACUACCACCCGGUCGGGGAGAGAUGGUACGCGGACCACACCUGUUCCAGGCUCUGCACCUGCUCCACUCGCAACGCCAUCUCCUGCCAGCAGGCCGCCUGCAAGCCUGGCCAGAUGUGCUGGCCCCUGGAUGGGCUGCUACGCUGCCGGGCUUCAGGUAUGGGAGUGUGCCGUACCUCAAACCACUCUCAGUACCUGAGCUUCGAUGGCACUUACCACACCAUCAGGGACACCUGCACUGGUGUCCUGGUGAAAGUGUGCCACCCCACCAUGGACCUGCCUUUCUUCAAGAUCAGCGUCAAGUAUGGGAAGAAGAGAGGCCAGUCUGCUGUUUCCUACCUCCACCAGGUCAACGUUGACUUCUUUAAUACCCUCAUUACCUUGAUAAAGGACCACCGUGUGCUGAUCAACGGCACACAGGUCACCUUUCCCUUCGCCACCGAGAUCCGAGGGCUCAGAAUCAGUAUUGUUGGCAACAACACCGUACUCUAUUUUAACACCGGGGUGCAGGUCAAGUUUGACGGCAAAGAUUUCUUUGAGGUCCAGCUCCCUGCAGCCUAUUACCAAAAGGUCUGUGGCUUGUGUGGAAACUUCAAUGGUGAGGAAGAGGAUGAGCUCAUGAUGCCCAAUGACGAAUUAGCCCAGAAUGACGCCGAAUUUGUGGAGAGUUGGCAAGAUAAGGAGUCUCACCCAAAUUGCCAAAAAGAGAGCGAGGAGACCCAAGCAAUACAGCUGGAGAAUCUAAAUAUAGGCUGCAGGAGAGAUGACCUAGUGAGAGCCCAGGAACAAUGCCGGGCGGCCUUUCAGACUCCGGCCUGGACUGAGUGUGCCACCUACGUGUUCCUCAAGCCCUUCCUGCUCAAGUGUAUCCACAACCUCUGUCAGUUUGGAGGCCUACGCCAUGCCCUCUGUGGAUCUCUGGAAAACUUCGCAGCCGCCUGCCGGGCCCGGGGGCUCCAGCCCCCAAUCUGGAGAAACAGCAGUUUCUGCCCUCUGGAAUGCCCCAUCCACACCCAGUAUUCGUCCUGCGUUCCCUCCUGCUUACCUUCCUGCGUGGACCCAUCAGGCCAGUGCAGUGACACCCAAGUCCCCACCAUCUGCAAGGAGGGCUGCAUUUGUCAGUCCGGCUUCGUGCUCAGUGGGAAAGAGUGUGUACCCAGGAGUCAGUGUGGCGGCUGCACAGACGACUAUGGCAGCUCCUUCCCUGAGGGUAAGACCUGGAUCACCAUUCGCUGCACCAGAAGGUGUGCCUGCACUUCGGGAACCGUUCACUGCCAGCAGUUCAGCUGCCCCUCUGGCUCCCAUUGUGAGCCCCAAUCUGACGGCACGGGCACCUGUGACGUUAACACAUCAGAGCAAUGCUCAGUUUACGGGGACCCCCAUUACCGUACAUUUGAUGGCCUCAGCUACCUCUUCCGGGGCCGCAUGACUUACACUCUGAUAAAGACGGUGGACGCGCUCCCCACUGGGGUGGCGCCUCUGAUCGUCGAGGGGCGCAACAAAGUGUAUUUGCCCUGGAGCCCCGUCUACCUGCACGAAAUCAUUGUGGUGAUCUAUGGCUACACAGUCCAGCUCCGGGCUCAUCUGGAGCUCGUGGUCAACAACCAGAAGGUGGACAUCCCUUACCAGCCCGAUGACCGUCUGCGGGUUAACCUGCGAGGCCAUCGCCUGUUUCUGAUCACUGACUUCGAGAUGCUUGUCAGCUUCGACGGAGGCAAAAAUGCAGUGAUCACGCUGCCCAACAAGUACAAGGGGCUCGUGCGUGGCCUGUGCGGUAACUUUGAUGGGAACAAGAGGAAUGACUUCGUGCUGCCCAAUGGCACCAUCACCCAAGACCUCAUCGGCUUUGGCAACAGUUGGGAGGUACACAGGAUCAGUGGCGGCCUCGCCCGCUUCGCAAGGGCCAUACCGGAGGAGGAAGAGGAGGAAGGGGAGGAGUCAGGCUCCGACACUUCGGAAUGCACCCCGGAGCGGCUGGCGCUCAUCAACAGCACCCAGGCGUGUAGGGUGCUGGUGGACCCCCAGGGCCCCUUUGCUGCCUGUCACCAGACUGUGGCCCCCGAGCCCUUCCAGGAGCACUGUGUGUUUGAUCUGUGUACCGCCCGGACCCCCAAAGAGCGGGAGGAACUUCGCUGCCAGGUCCUCAGCGGCUACGCCAUCAUCUGCCAGGAGGCGGGAGCCACCCCGGCUGGCUGGCGGGACCUCACCGGCUGUGCCUUGGCGUGUCCGGCCAACACCGUCUAUCAGAGCUGUAUGACACCCUGCCCAGCCUCCUGUGCCAACCUGGCAGCCCCUAGGGACUGCAAGGGACCCUGUGUGGAAGGCUGUGCCAGCCUCCCAGGCUACAUCUACAGUGGUGCCCGGAGCCUCCCCGUGGCCCACUGUGGCUGCACCAGCAACGGCAUCUACUACCAGCGGGGUGACAGCUAUGUGACAGAGGAUUGCUCUCGGCGCUGCACCUGCGCCAGCUCGGGGGUGCUGCUCUGUGAGCCCCUCCGCUGUCGUGCCGGGGAGAUCUGCACCCUGGGGAACCUCACUCGUGGCUGCUUCCGAGAAAGCCCAUGUCUACGGAACCCCUGUCAAAAUGAUGGACGGUGCCAGGAGCAGGGAACCCACUUUACCUGUGAGUGUGAACUCGGUUAUGGGGGGCACCUCUGCACAGAGCCCCAGGAUGUGCCACCCCCUGGAAAACCAGAAGCAUCCAGCUUUGUGGCCAUCCUGUUGGGGAUGCUCGUGCCUGUGGUGGUCAUAGUGCCGGCAGUGACCUGGGAAUGUGUUUCCAGGAAGAGGAGGAGGAGGAGGGAGAAAACGCAGAGCCAGGACAGAGAACAGGCUGGCCGAUGCUGGUGAGAACCAUCCCAGCCCCACAAAACCUUGGCGACUGGGAGCUGAGUCUGCCUCUAACGCGGGGUUUUCUUGCU
Prionailurus viverrinus (fishing cat) is the source of this 8871-nucleotide messenger RNA. RefSeq names its product zonadhesin (gene ZAN). Gene Ontology annotation, molecular function: protein binding. The coding region runs from base 68 to 8800 and encodes 2910 amino acids. The record is from RefSeq and is a predicted model, not a curated record. The transcript is spliced from 47 exons. Gene Ontology annotation, cellular component: membrane. Lineage: Eukaryota; Metazoa; Chordata; Mammalia; Carnivora; Felidae.